Lingula anatina is the source of this 6397-nucleotide messenger RNA. Its product is annotated as xylosyltransferase Oxt. The record is from RefSeq and is a predicted model, not a curated record. Lineage: Eukaryota; Metazoa; Brachiopoda; Lingulata; Lingulida; Lingulidae. Gene Ontology annotation, molecular function: protein xylosyltransferase activity. Gene Ontology annotation, cellular component: membrane. Gene Ontology annotation, biological process: heparan sulfate proteoglycan biosynthetic process; chondroitin sulfate proteoglycan biosynthetic process.
UGUUGCCGUACCGGCAGAAUGACACAUGCAGCCUCGUAUCGAUUGUGCGCUAAAUACAAAGUUUUCAUUUAUGGUGUCAUCUUUAUUUUAGCUAUUCAAUUCUUCCUGGCAUACAAAUUCUAUUACUGGAACCAGGAUUAUGAAAGACCGCAACAUGAAAGAGCAGCAUCUAAAUGGCCUCAACACGUUGACCAGAAACCGAGAAACCAUGAGAGUCGGGAAACAAAUUUUGGUGCCUUAACAGAAAUGGCCUUCACUCCUGUGUGUAAUAUUCAGGAGGCAGAGGCUUUAUCAGCUUUAAAAAGGGCAAAGACACUGCAGUGUAAAAAAGAAAUUUCAGAAGUGGCUUGUUUAGCAGAGAGCAAGCAGCUGUAUAAGCAAAAUUUACCAAGAUUUUGUCCUUUAAAAGGUGAAAAUGGAGGAGAAUUUAUUGGUUGUUUCAAGGAUGAGCAGGAAAACCGAGAUCUUAAUGGCCACAAUACACAGUUUUCAAAGGACAAUUCUCCUCAAAAGUGCUGGAAUCAUUGCUUAAGAGCAGGAUUUAAAUACGCAGGUGUGCAAUAUGGCAAAGAAUGCUGGUGUGGUAAUGAGUAUGGUAAAUAUGGCCAACUCCAUGAGGCCUCCUGCAGUAGCAAGUGUCCAGGGGAGAGUGGAGCUCUGUGUGGAGGGUACAAGGCACAGAAUAUUUACCACACGGGGCUGGGAGAAAAGCCCAAUAAUGCUGUCCAUCUGGUCAGCUCUUUAUCAGAAGAGUUUCCAAAGAAUGCAGUGAGAAUUGCUUUUAUCUUGACUCUCAAUGGUAGAUCACUUAGGCAGACCAAAAGGCUUUUUAAGGCAUUGUUUCAUGUCAACCACUAUUACUACAUCCAUGUUGAUUCAGUAAGUAUUUGUAAUUAUGGAUUUAAAUACGCAGGUGUGCAAUAUGGCAAAGAAUGCUGGUGUGGUAAUGAGUAUGGUAAAUAUGGCCAACUCCAUGAAGCCUCCUGCAGUAGCAAGUGUCCAGGGGAGAGUGGAGCUCUGUGUGGAGGGUACAAGGCACAGAAUAUUUACCACACGGGGCUGGGAGAAAAGCCCAAUAAUGCUGUCCAUCUGGUCAGCUCUUUAUCAGAAGAGUUUCCAAAGAAUGCAGUGAGAAUUGCUUUUAUCUUGACUCUCAAUGGUAGAUCACUUAGGCAGACCAAAAGGCUUUUUAAGGCAUUGUUUCAUGUCAACCACUAUUACUACAUCCAUGUUGAUUCACGUCAAGAGUAUCUUUAUAGAGAACUUGUGAACCAAUUGGCCAGAUUCCCCAAUGUCCGUUUCGCUCCAGUCCGUAUGUCCACAAUUUGGGGUGGAGCCAGUCUUCUACAGAUGCUUCUUACUUGUAUUAAAGAUUUAUUAGCCAUGAAAGAUUGGAACUGGCACUUUGUUCUCAAUUUAAGUGAAUCAGACUACCCUGUCAAAACCAUUUGGGAUUUAACCAACUUCCUUACAAUGUACAGACACAAAAAUUUUCUCAAAUCACAUGGCAGAGAUACCCCAAGAUUUAUAAAGAAGCAGGGUCUAGACAGGACAUUCUAUGAGUGUGACACUCAUAUGUGGCGUCUUGGGACCCGUAGCCUUCCAGAUGGCAUUAGGAUAGAUGGCGGUAGUGACUGGAUUGCCUUAAGUCGUCCAUUUGCCUCUUAUGUUGUUCAUGGGGAUGAUGCCCUCCUUGAUGGGUUAAAAACAAUGUACAGAUACACACUUUUGCCUGCUGAGUCCUUCUUCCACACAGUUAUCCAGAACAGUAAAUUCUGCACUACAUUUGUGGACAACAAUCUUCACCUUACAAAUUGGCGCCGUAAGCAAGGCUGCAAGUGCCAGUACAAGCAUAUCGUUGACUGGUGUGGAUGUUCCCCAAAUGACUUCAAACAAGAGGAUCUCUCAAGAUUACUGGGAACUGCAGAAAAAGUCACAUUUUUUGCACGGAAAUUUGAAGCCAUUGUGGACCAAACUGUGAUAAACAAACUGGAUGCUGUUUUAUAUGGAGACUAUCCGAAAGGAAUGCCUGGGCUAGACCUGUACUGGCAGCAUGACUUUCACCACGAAGACAUCAACACCAAAACGGAUGACGCAUACUUCACUUUCUACCACUCAUUUAGUAGACAGACGGCCGAUAGGCUGGAAACAUUAAAUCGUUGCAGUAUUACACCUGAUGAAAUCAGAGAAGUAACUUUGUUUUCUGAAUCAGAUACAAUGUCUGGGAUAUUGGUUCUUUUUUCUGCUGUUGUUGAGGGAAGGCGGUAUCAAAUCGAGACUUACAUGAAACCCAAACACAAACCAACUAAAAUCCACAGUGUUAUAGGACCUGCUGGAAGACUGGUUUCUUUGCAGGUCGGCACAAAUUUUGACCCCAAAGAACUUGUGUUUCGAAAUUUUGGCAACUUUCUGGGACCCUACAGUGACAUUAGUUUACGACAUGAGUGGGGACAAGGCAAGGAAUUUGAUGUUACAGUUGUUUGGGUUGAUCCAGCUGGUGUGAUAGCUGGGUCUUUUGAAGAAACAGUGAAUCAGGGAGUAUAUGUAGGUGCUCAUAAACCACAGUUCCAAAAUCCUCUCAGACCAGGAAGAUGGACAGUUAGAUUAUUGACAGAUUGGCAUUUAAUGGCAGAGCAGGAAUUUUUUAUCUUGCCACUGUCACAUAUCAACAAGAGAAAGAUCACAAAAGAUGAGGCUUUGGCUGCCCACAAGGGUCCAGAAGGAUUUUACAAAGAGAAAGAUUUUUCAGAUCUACAGAGUGUGAUUUUAGUCACUGACAAGAAGGCGGAAUGUGAGAAAAAUGGUCAGAAAUUUGGCAAGGAUCUGUUUGACUGGAUUGACACGCUGAGUGCACAAUUAUGGUGGAUUGAAGAAACGUGCGUGGUUGAAUCAUCAACUUCUUUCCCAUGUGGAGAUUUAAGAAUCUGUGCAGACACAGACUGGAGUUCCAGAGCUCCAGAUCCCAAAUCAGAAAUAGGUUCAGUUGAUCCCCGUACAGGAAGGAUAGAGAGAUGACAUAGUUAAUAUUAAUUGUCAAUGUCUAAUUCUUAUGGUUGUUCUAGUUUCCGUUUCCGUAAGUAAUCAUGGUGGUCAGUGGUGCGUUUUAAAGUCUUUUUCCUGCAAUUUAUGCAAUGAUGCACAAAGGUGCGCCUGUUUCCUUGCUGUAACUGCUAUAUGUUAUUGAGGUAUAUUAUUGUCUCAUUUCUCUCAAAUGUACGUAAUGACAUUUUUACAUCAUGCCCUUUACACAUAUUUGAGCUUUGCUGUCUAAUUUAUUUAUGCUAUGCAAUUAUAAAGGAGUGAACAGUAUAAACAUUGUCAUUGCCAGGGUAUGUUUUAUGAGUAUAUAUAAUAUAUAUAUAUUUAUUGUGCUCUAUAACAAUUCCAAAAUAUUUUCCCCGUUUUAAACAUCUCCACUUCCAAACAAUUUGUCUCUUAAGGUGCUCCUCCACUUGAAAGUACAUGUAACUGUCCCUAGUUUUUUCUUGCAAGCUUCUCCCAAGAGAAAACUGGGAGACUCCAUUCCGUUUGUGGGUAACAUUUGCCAAGAGCUACUCUCGAAGCUGAAAUUGCACAUUUGCAAGAGACUUUAUGACAAAGACUGUGAGCUACCUUUUCACUUGAGAUGGAAAUUGCUGUAAAUUUAUACAGAAAUCCUCAGCUGCCCAUAUACUGGAAAGGGGUGCUGUGACGUUUUCUUGCUCCCCUUGGAAGCAAAAGCAGGUCUCUGCAGGUAUGUUGUAUACAUGCUUUUGAAAGAGAAAAUAUAAAGAGGAAACAGAAUCUGAGUGUCAAAGGGGAUGCAGAGGCAAGAAAGAUUUAUCAUUGAAAUUGGAGAAUUCCCAAGUGCAAGUUAUAUAUUUCCUUUUAAACUAUGAAUUAUUAAAUUUUUUAGUGUCCCAUGUCUACAAGUGAAAGGCAACAGAUUAUAAAGUAAGUUGACGAUAAAGAAUUAUUUCUCACUGCAUUGGUGCGAGAACGUGUGAACGUGUUGCCUGGGCUAAAUUUGAGAGUGAUUGAACACAAAAAAAACUCAAGUGGAGGAGUGCAAUUUCUGUUUUUUUAUUCUCAAGAGAGUUUAUAGAAGGUGCAAUUCUUUUUAUUUAUCUUUUAUAUUAACUUUUUUUAUAUACUACAAAGAGCUGAAAAUAUUUGGUUGAAAAGAAAAGAUGUAACACUUGGGGAAAAUGCUCUGGAAUUUUUUUCUAUAACCACUAAAGUAUGUUCAAAGAAAGACAAUCCAUGUCAAGCUUUUCAUAAUUGGGUAUUUUUUCUUUUAUUAAUUAGGAAUAAUGUUCAAAUAUCUUUAUUGAAAAACAAACUUUUGAAUUACUAUUUUAGGAAAAUGAAAAGCUAUAAUACUUACUCAGGUUUUGGUCCCUGAAAAAACUUACAUUCAGCCUAAUUUCACUCUAAAUUUCAUUGUUCUGCCAGUGAUUCUUACCAAAUAUAACACAGUAUUUUGAGGAAAAGGCAUGUGGCAAAAUGCAUGUAGGUCAUAUAUUAAAGGUGCACAGUGUAGGAUUUUCCAGCAGAAAACUCGUACUUAUCAAAGUUUCCUUUGGUAAACAGUAUUUUUUUUUUUUCUUUUUUUUUUUUUUUUUUAGCUAACCAACCUUUGAUCCUCCUUUUUCUGUCACUGGCCAACACUAUUACCACCUGGAAAAAGUUCUUAACCCAUGCUUAAGUGAUGAUGUUGCAAAUUCUGAUCUCCCUUUGAGUUCAAUUCUGGCAUUGACUUCUGGAUCCUUCUUGAAUUAAAGCUGUCAAGAUGGUUGUUGGGCAGCAGUGUUGAUCAGGAGGGGAGUAAUUUUUUUCCAACAUUAAUUCAUAUCAUUUACCAGUUAGAAUUGAGUCAAAAAGUAAUGUCAUUGUUGGAAUUAUACUAAUCGUGGGUUAAUUUAAAAUCCUAAACUUUGUCACUUAAACAUGGCUUAAUUGGGUGAAAUUACUAUAUAAUUUGUUAAAACAUCACUGUCACAGUGGAAGAAAUGAAGUCUAAAUUAUGUUUAAACAAUCUCUCUCUCUCUCUCUCUCUCUCUCUCUCUCUCUCUCUCUCCAAAAAUGUUACUCGAUGAAAGCUAUAUCAUCCUUUACAGUUCAUACUUUAAUACGUAUAAUUAUAUUAUUUGUAGCAUAUACAUGUGCCAAAGUGUUUUACUAUGGCUGGAAGGGUUAGAAUGUCUACUUAAGUUGCUUUAAUGAUUUGUUUUGUAAUUUAUAAGAUGGCCAAUUUUCAAAGUCUUGAAACAGUAAUUACUAGAAUCUUACAUCAGUAUUGUUUGAUGCAUGUUAUGAUAGUGUGAUCUCGGAAGUGUUUCCACAAUGUUUGUUACAGAAAGUCAAAUUAUCUGUUUUUACCGACAUGAAAAUGUCCAGAAUAGGUCAGUUAUCUUGUUUCAUGAUAGUGAAACUUACCUUAAAGAUCUUCAUAUUGUCUUACAUUAAACGCAUAUAUAUUUAUAUCCCUAUAAAGCAAUUGGUUGUUUGUGUCCCAUUUCUUUAAAGAUUGCAUUUUACUUCAGUCAAAAUGCAAAUGAUGCAGGUAAAUGUUCUUUUGGUAUUAUCUAAGUGAAGAAAAUAUGGUAAUUAUGGUUAAAAUUUAUUAGCUAUUUUUUAGUUUGGAAUGAAAAGGUUUUUUUUUUCCCCAAAUAAAAAUCAACAGCCAGGUCAAUUUGUAAUUAUACAGUUUAUUUCCAAGGAAGAAGGGUGAAGUGUUGUAAGAUAGAUGUAAGGUUGUGUUCAAUUUUUACCUGAAAGGUCACAUAAAUCCAGCUAUGUAUACAUUUUUCCAUAACAAAUUUAAUGUCAUAUAUGAUAUUAUCUUUUUUUAAUGCAUUUGAAAAGAUCUAGUCAAAUAAGGCGCAUAUAUCUACAUAAUUAUCAUUAAGUAUAUCAUCUUUUUUCAUAAAUUUCAUUAUGGCUAGAAACUGCUUUUGCUCAAUAUGGUGCCAGUUGAUAAUGUUCAUUAAUAUAAGUUUAAAUAGGGUGAAAGCAAUAAGAAAUGAAGAGCACAGACUAGCAAAAUAGCCUUGCUUAGCAUUUAUUUUCUUAGUAAAAUUUCGGAAUCCAAGCAAGUAUCCAAAUCAUGAAACCAGAUUGAUAAUUUUGUUGUACUGACAAUCCAAUGCUUAUUACAAUGUACAAAUGUUCAAGUUUAACACUUCUUUUUACUCCUAUAGAUUGUUAAUACAUUGUAUUAUUAUUUAUGGUUUAACAGCUGUAUAACUGAAGUUUAGAAAUUAAAUUGUAAUUGUUUCAGUUAAUUAUUAUGUACAUGCAUGUUACAUAAUUAACUGCUAAGUCUGUUUUCAAGAAUUUGUUGGUGGUGUUUGAAAUGAAAAAUAUGCAGAUGCUUUCAAGAAGUGGUGUAAUUUAAAAAUGCAUUUCAUGUGAA